Patiria miniata (bat star) is the source of this 2090-nucleotide messenger RNA. RefSeq names its product alcohol dehydrogenase class-3-like (gene adh5). The transcript has 10 exons. The coding region runs from base 117 to 1253 and encodes 378 amino acids. Lineage: Eukaryota; Metazoa; Echinodermata; Asteroidea; Valvatida; Asterinidae. Gene Ontology annotation, molecular function: S-(hydroxymethyl)glutathione dehydrogenase [NAD(P)+] activity; zinc ion binding. The record is from RefSeq and is a predicted model, not a curated record. Gene Ontology annotation, biological process: formaldehyde catabolic process. Gene Ontology annotation, cellular component: cytosol.
CACCUUCACAACCUCUUACGCUGCGCUCGCACAUGGCCACGCGGGCAGUCAAUGACGUAAGGUAUUUCCCGGGUCUUCUUCAGCAGAUACUCUCCAGUUCCUACUAACUAACUACAAUGGCAGAAACUACUGGUAAACCAAUCAAGUGCAGGGCAGCUGUUGCCUGGGAGGCGGGCAAGCCAUUGAGUAUUGAGGAGGUGGAAGUGGGCGUGCCCAAGGAUGGAGAAGUCCGAGUCAAGAUUUUGGCGACGGGCGUCUGCCACACCGAUGCCUACACCCUGAGCGGCAUUGACCCCGAGGGCAAGUUCCCCUGCAUCUUGGGUCACGAGGGAGGGGGGAUCGUCGAGAGCGUGGGCCCCGGGGUGACGUCCUUGGCCGUCGGGGACCACGUGGUACCCAUGUACGUCCCCCAGUGUCGGGAGUGCAAGUUCUGCAAGAGCCCCAAGACCAAUCUUUGUCAGAAAAUCAGGUUGACCCAGGGUAAGGGUGUGAUGCCUGAUGGGACCAGCCGCUUCACCUGCAAGGGCAAAGAAGUGGCCCACUUUAUGGGCACUUCCACCUUCAGCGAGUACACCGUGCUGCCUGAGAUAUCUGUGGCCAAGGUUAAUGAGAAGGCCCCAUUGGAUAAAGUGUGCCUGCUUGGAUGUGGUAUCAGCACAGGAUAUGGUGCUGCACUGAACACUGCUAAGGUGGAGCCUGGGUCUACCUGUGCGGUCUGGGGGCUAGGCUGCGUUGGCCUGGCUGUUAUCAUGGGAUGCAAGGCUGCCGGGGCCACUAAGAUCAUUGGAAUUGACAUCAAUCCUGACAAGGACGCUUUGGCCAAGCAGUUCGGAGCCACGGAUUUUGUCAAUCCUAAGAACUUUGACAAGCCCAUGCCCCAAGUACUCAGUGAGAUGACCGAUGGUGGACUGGAUUAUACAUUUGAGUGCAUUGGGAAUGUCAAGACUAUGCGUGAGGCCCUUGAAUCCUGCCACAAGGGUUGGGGAGAAUCCAUCAUCAUCGGUGUUGCUGGGGCAGGGCAGGAGAUAUCCACCCGUCCCUUUCAGCUGGUCACGGGCCGGGUCUGGAAGGGGACUGCCUUUGGAGGGUACAAGAGUCGCGACGGUGUUCCUCAGCUGGUAGAGGACUACCUUUCUGGCAAGGUCAAAGUCGAUGAGUUCAUCACCCACCACGUCAACUUCGACAAAAUCAACGAGGCAUUCGACCUGCUCCACGCUGGCAAAAGCAUCCGUGCCAUCGUUCAUUUCAACUAAGAGCUCCAUGGAAGCUUCGGUUUCUCCAGACGAAUGGAGAUGCAGCACAGGUAUUCCAUUUUAGAAAUGGAUAAUAAAUGUAUCUGUUUAUUUUUAGUUUUGAAAAGUUGAACAAAGGAAUUGACUGGAGCGGGGCAUGAACCUGCGACCUCAGGAUAACCGUUCCAGUGCUCUUACCAACCGAGCUAUCAAGCCCUAUGUUGGCGGUUCGCCAAUUAAUCAAUAUCUUUGUUCAAGGGGUGCUAGAUAAAUAUAUUUUUUGUUUUGUUAGUCUCCUUUCUUGAAGAAAUCUUUUUAGAAGGGUGCUUUGAAAAAUGAUAAAGGUAGUUUGAAAAUAAGUAAAUAUUUAAACAAAACUGAGAAAACAGAAUCAGUAUAACACGUUUUCGUUACCAAAUGAUUCAGAUAAUUUUAUUGAUAGUGAAAAUACAUGCCAGUUUUUUUCUUAUAUACUUAACGUUUUGGGAUUCUAUAUCAAAGAUUGGAUUCAAGUGCAGUGAUUUUGUACUUCAUAUUCUUAAGUCAUUUAAUGGCGUACUCUUUUCCUUUAAGUUAAGUUUUGUGAUUAUCAUGGAGAGAAAAAUUGUUUUAUUGAAAAGAUCAGAUAAAUUACCUAGUAGUUUCGUGACGUUUGUUGGUAAGUUGAUGGUCUUCAGUUGGACGUUCAUUCAACAUGCCAAGCCUAUCAUAAAGUUGCUGCAAGCAAGCCUUUUGAGGCUAUUGGACAGGCAAUUGGACAGGCUUGUGAACGCAGACUUUUUGUUUAAAAAUGUGACAGAUUAAUGUGCAGUGGUAGGACUUAAAUUGUUCACAAUAAACAAGCACAAAAAAGUUGAA